Molecule: messenger RNA, 859 nt
Organism: Rubroshorea leprosula
Lineage: Eukaryota; Viridiplantae; Streptophyta; Magnoliopsida; Malvales; Dipterocarpaceae
Source: the annotation of a GenBank genome assembly
AAUGAUACUUGGAACUGGAAAAGAAAUAAAAUUCCUUAUAAAAUCCCUUCUACGAAUAUGGAACUAUGGACGACUUCAAAGGUGUGGUUGAUGGUGGUGCUCUACAUUGGUUGGCCAAUUGGGAUUAUUAUUCGGCGCCACACAACAUGAAUUUUUUCGUUUUUUUUGCGUUUGAUCUCGCCACCGAGUUGUUUCAUGAGAUUGCAUUGCCCAAAGAUGCAAAAUUUAACGCCUUCGGAGCAGGGGCGGAGGCAGAAAUUUUCUUCAGGGGACAAGAUGCUAAAAUUUUCAAAGGGGACGAGUGCCCCCCUCGCACCCCCUGGCUCCGCCACUGCUUCGGAGCACUGGGAGGCAACCUUGCAGCGACAUCUCAUGAGUAUACUCGUAAGUAUACUGAAGGAGAAAUAAAUGUGGACGUUGAUAUAUGCGUGAUGGAGGACAGAGCAAAGCAGUCCAGGACUAAAUUGUACCGGAUAUUAGGAAACAGAUGGUCCAAACAUCCAAGGCCUCUAGCCUACUUGAGAAGUGGUACUCAAAUCCUGUUAAAGGGUUAUAAUCGUUGUUCCAGCCCUAUUCUGUACAAUCCGAGGAAUGGAAAAGUGGAGGAUUUAUAUAAUGAGGAAGUGAUGCAAAAGUUUAUUGUUGGAUUGAGUUGAAUUUUUGUCUAGGUGUUUACAGAAUAUAGAUCUACAUUUUGAAUGAUCAGUUUUUCAUUUGGAAAGUUUUGUUUUUGUGUUGCAGCCUCAUUUUCUUUGUUGGUUUGUAAUUUAUUAUUCCUCUUAUUUGGUACUGUUUUUGAAUCCUUUCAAAAAAAGAUAUUGUAUACUCUCUUUUAUUAUAAUGAAGUUUUUUUUUUUUU